This is a messenger RNA of Penicillium canescens, 1668 nucleotides long. RefSeq names its product MDR family MFS transporter. The transcript has 4 exons. Bases 1 to 1668 code for a protein of 555 amino acids. NCBI's taxonomy places the organism in Eukaryota, Fungi, Ascomycota, Eurotiomycetes, Eurotiales, Aspergillaceae. Gene Ontology annotation, biological process: transmembrane transport. Gene Ontology annotation, molecular function: transmembrane transporter activity. The record is from RefSeq and is a predicted model, not a curated record.
AUGACGGACGACAACAAAUCAGCAGAUGUCGAAUCUGACUACUAUCGCUUGACGGAUUCAUCAUGCGCCGCGCCGAAGGAGGCGGUCCCCUGGGGGGUUGAGGAGCCAGCAAAAACAACGACUUUAACCAAUAGCCCUGAAAAUGAAGCAGAAUAUCCAUCCUUGUGGAAACUAAUUCCUAUCACAGCGGGGCUCUGUUGUAGUAUUUUCUGUAUGGCCUUGGACAACACAAUCAUCGCAACGGCUAUUCCAAGAAUCACUGCCGAGUUUGAUUCGCUUAAUGACAUGGGCUGGUAUGGUAGCGCUUACAUGUUGACCACAUGUGCGGUAACCCUUAUUUUCGGCAAGCUUUACACAUACUACUCGCUCAAAUGGACAUUUAUGACGGCGCUGGCCUUGUUCGAGCUGGGAUCGCUUGUCUGCGGCCUUACUACAUCCUCGACGGGCCUCAUAAUUGGCCGAGCACUAGCUGGAGUAGGAGCUGGAGGACUGUUUUCCGGUGCCAUGCUUGUCAUCGCAACCCUUGUACCUUUGCGAAGGCGCCCGAUUUUUUCCGGGUUUAUUGGGAUCGUAUUUGGAAUUUCUAGCGUGGCUGGUCCGCUGAUGGGAGGCGCUCUAACAGAUCAUGUCAGCUGGAGGUGGUGUUUUUAUAUCAACUUACCAUUUGGAGCCAUCACAGCUCUUGUUAUUGUGUUUUUCUUCCAGGAUAAACAAACCAAGAACAAAAUCACAAACCGUGAGAAACUACGGAGUUUGGAUUUAAUUGGGACAGCCAUUUUCCUCCCCGGUAUCAUUUGUCUCCUUCUUGCCUUGCAAUGGGGGGGUCAAAAAUAUCCCUGGGCAAAUGUGCGGAUUAUCGUGCUGUUUGUGCUAUUUGGGGUGUGCCUUUGCGGCUGGAUCUACAUUCAAUAUCGGAAACAGGACCGAGCGACAGUACCGCCUCGAAUCAUCAAGAACCGCAACGUGUGGGGUGCAAUGGCCUACACUAUUUUGAUCGGCGCUUCUUUCUUCGUCUUGGUCUACUAUCUCCCCCUGUGGUUCCAGGCAAUUAAAGGGGCCAGUGCUACUAGCUCUGGCGUGAGGAACCUGCCGUUAAUUAUAGGCGUGUCUAUCUUUGCGAUGAUUGCAGCCAUACUAGUGACGCUGUCCGGAUACUACAAUCCUCUCAUGCUGGCCGCGUCCGUAAUCUUCAGCGUCGGCAAUGGCCUCCUCACAACACUAGAGCCUGACUCAGGUCCCGCCAAGUGGAUAGGCUACCAAGCGAUGGCUGGUAUUGGGGCAGGCCUGGGUAUGCAGCUGCCUAAUAUCGUUGUGCAAGCAGCAGUCGAUGAUGCUGAUGUCCCCGUCGCGACUGCGUUAGUCGUAUUUAGCCAAUCGCUGUCGGGUGCGAUGUUUAUUUCCAUUGCCCAAAAUGUAUUCCAGAAUCGACUGAUUGCAAAUGUCCAGAAGAUGGCACCAAUGCUCGAUCCAUCCCUGGUGACCCAAGCUGGAGCAACAAAGCUGCGGGAAGCCUUUCCUGACGACAUCGAUGUGGUACUACAAGCCUACAACGGUGCUGUCACCCAGACAUUCUACAUCGCAGUUGCAACGAGUAGCCUUUCGAUAUUUGGGGCUCUGUGUCUACAAUGGAUUUCUGUUAAAAAGAAGCAGGUGACGACGGCUCUUUGA